Molecule: messenger RNA, 4845 nt
Organism: Entamoeba invadens IP1
Lineage: Eukaryota; Evosea; Mastigamoebida; Endamoebidae
Product: protein serine/threonine kinase, putative
Exons: 1
Coding region: 1-4845 (1614 amino acids)
Biological process (GO): protein phosphorylation
Molecular function (GO): ATP binding; protein kinase activity
Source: RefSeq, a predicted model, not a curated record
AUGGCCCAACACCAGAGAUAUAUUUUUUGGUUGAUAUUUAAUUUCUUUCUAUUUCAGCUGUUUAUUUUUUCUAAAGGAGCAUGUCCAUCUAAUUACAAUAUAAUUUCGUCAUUUGAAAUUGCAGAAAGUAUAUGUAGAAGUUAUAAUGAUGUGACAAUAGGAAAAGAUGACCCAACAAUUACAACCAAAAUUGUAUUAACACUAUCAAAUAAUGCAGUGAUGUACCCAUAUGAUAAUACUGACUUUAAAUGUAUAGCAAAUGGGGUGUUAAAUCAAACCGGAUCGUCUAUGAUUGAGGCUCCGAGUGGCUUGACUUAUUUUCAAAACGGGUGUAUAUUUGAAAUGCACGACAAAUCAAAUUAUACAACAUCAGGAGAGGCGUAUUUUAAUAACAAUUCCAUUUCAGUGUUCUACCAAGAAUCCAAAUUUUAUAUUCAAGGAACAAUAAUGGGGGUUGCAUCUAACGCAACAUUGACAUUGACAGACAACUCUGUUGUUUACUCCAAAAAUACCAUUUCUGUAAAUUCAAAAGGAACUUUCGAGAUGAAUACAAACUCGAUGGCCAAAGCUUCAAAUUUUAAUGUGAAAAAUUCAAGUGUUUUGAUCAAAAAUAAUGCACAUGUAAAUUUAAAUAAACAAUUUAAAACAGAACAAACUUCUUCAAUAAAAAUGAUUGGAAAUAGUCAACUGAAUUUUAUUGAAACGUAUUCAACUGAACCACAAUUUUGGAUCACAGACUCUACAAUAAUGGUCAUUGAAAAUUACGUCCAAAUUGUAUUACCAAAAACUGCUGACAUUAAAAACUCGACUUUAAAGAUGAGUGGAAAUUCGCGGAUAACAAGUGAAACAUUUAAAAUCGAGGUGAACGGCACUUUGGAGUUUUUUGAUCAAAUUGAAAGUGUCAAUACAAUAAUAACAGACCAAAAGGAUGUUUCAAAUGGAUUAUUUGAGAAACUUUCAACUUCAAAUUUUGAGUGUAAUAACGCCAAUAUUGUUGUUGAUAAAAAAUCUUUUAUAAGUAAUUCACUGACAUCAACUUUAACACAAUGCACUAUUAAAAAUACAAAGAGAAGUAUUCGUGACAUCCCAAUUCUCUUUACAAAAUCAGUUUUGAUUAGUUCUUUGACUUCAACAAGCACGCAAGAGUUUGAUUUAAUGUUUACUGAAGAAUUAUCACCAGAUGUUAACAUGGAGGGUAUUACUAAAUUCACACCACCCGGUGCUAAAAGUGGUUAUUUGAUUCGAUUUGGCACUUCACAAAAAGUGUUUUGUCACUUGAAGGCAGUCAAUUUACUCACAAACAGUCGAACGUAUUUUGAACCGUAUUGCCCAUGUGAAGGAAGCAAUUGUUAUAUAACUCCGCUUCCUUCAUUGGAUUCUAUAAUUAUUUAUGAGACAAUUAAAAGUGAAAUCCAACCAGAAUUUAGAAACACCAAAUUUUUAAAAUCAAUUAAAACGGCAAACGAAGAUGUCGAGACAGAAAGUGUUGGUAUUCAAAAUAUUCAAAUGUCAUUUGUGAAAAUAGUGAAACCUUUUAUUGUGAGCAUUCCACCACAAAAUACUCCAAUACAAUUAACAAUUAAUUCCCUUUCUAAAACGGUUCUUUUCAUAUCAAAAGAUAGUCUUACACUCAACGAAGUGAUUUACUCUGCUGGUAUAAGUCAAAAUGGCGUUUUUAAAAUGGUUUUUGGUAUGAAAUGUGAAAGUGGGACUUUUGACACAAAUACACAGACAUGUGGUGAAAGUCAGACAAUAAAAUGUUAUGAUCAAAAUUGUUUGAAUUGUUCUUACGGCGCGACUGAAUGCCUCAGAUGUCCACAAGAUUAUUCAGUUGUCAAUGGAAUGUGUGCGAAAAUUGAAAAUUGUUUGUAUCAAAAAUUCAAUUUGUGUAUCAAAUGCAAAGAAAAUUAUAUUUUCAAAUAUCCAAAUUGUGUUCCAGUAGGCGAUUGUUAUUUAUAUAACAGAGAUGGUACUUGUAAUAUAUGUAACAUACAACAAAAAUUAAUUUUAAAAGAAGGUGUAUGUCAACAAGUUGAUCCCAAUUCUGAUGCCAAUUCUGUAACAUCCAUCACUUCUUGUAUACAAGGUUUUAGAGUCAGUCAAUAUUCUUGUGAAUCAUGUAAUGAUGUGAUUACGCCUCUAAAAAGUACAUUCUAUUGUAUGUCAAAUGUACCCACAAAAUGCGUGCCAAAUUAUUCAAUUACAUAUACAGACCUUACAACAUGGUCUUGUACAAUCAAUGAAAAAUGUGAUUCUGGUAAUGAUGAAAACGGACGCUGUGCAAAUGUGAUUGAAAAAUGUUCAUAUAUAACAAACGGGAAAUGUGUUGAAUGUGCAAAAGACUAUAUGUUGUCCAAUAAUAAAUGUCAACAAAAUUCAAAUAAAUUAUGUGAAGUAUCGAGUUCUUUUGAUUGUCUUCGUUGCAUAGACAAUUACUAUUUCGACUCAAAUACAAGGAGUUGUUUGAAGUGUUCUCCGGAAUGUAAGACUUGUUUAUCUACAGCAACAACAUGUCUUUCAUGUUACAACGAGACUUAUCUUUCAGAUGGGACGUGUAAAUCAAAUGACAAUUUGGUUGGUAUUUGUGACAAACUUUCCAUUACUGGGGGAUGUGUAAUUUGUGCAGAUAAAUAUUAUAGGAGUGGCUUUGAGUGUUUUGAAUGUUCCUCAAAAUGUGCGACUUGUCAAGACAAAGAGACUUGUUACACAUGUGCAGAGUCGUUUUACAUGACUAUAAAUGGUGAUUGUCUACCUUUCAGUCAACUUGAAGAACUAUGCGAAGAGAAAGUGACUCAAAAUGGGUGUGCGAAGUGUAAAAAUGGGUAUUACCGAAUAAAUGGAAAUGAGUGUAAAAAGUGUAAUUCAAAUUGUUUUACAUGUUCUAUAGAAAAAGUGUGUACCUCAUGUUAUGCUAAUCAUUUGUUAAAUGAAAACAACAUUUGUAAAAACGUGUCAGAAGUAUCAAAUUGCGUCAAAAUUGAAAACUCAAAAUGUGAAAAAUGUGUGUUUUGGUACACUCCAAGUAAAAAUGGAAUGUAUUGUCAAGAGGCGCCAAAUUGGUAUCUUUUAGUUCCUUUAAUUGUGUUGGUGUUGGUCGGUUUAAAUGUUUUGAUUGUUUUAUUUCUAUUCUUAUUGCGGAGACUUUUCAGGAAAAUGCAGAAAAGAAAUAUCGAACAAAAUUACACUAUUUUCAAUAUGAAUACAUCGAAUAUUCAGUUUUUGAAUUUAAAAAACAACAUUUGUGUUUCAUCCCGAGAUAUUGAUCUGAACACUGAAUAUGACGAAAUUCCAAUAGACACUGAAAUUCGUCUUCUGUUUUGUGUUGGUAAUAUCAAAACUCGAAAAUCCCCAAUUCAAAAGAUCCAAUUUUCAACUGCAGAUGUGAGUGACAAAUUUACUAUAACUUUUUCUCCUGAGGUUGUUUUACUAAAAAGUGGAUAUGCUUGCGAAUUUGAACUUAAAUUUAAAGCAAAUUGCACAUGUUCGAUUUCUUCCAAAAUUGUUAUUGUUUCAAAGGAUAUCAAAAAUAACACAGAAAAGUAUAACGACAUUGAUUUAAAAGGUAUAACCGCCCAAUCGUCUUGUCUUGAUUAUUCAGAAUUAAUAGAAGAUGCAAAAAUAGGAGAGGGGAGUUUUGGGAUAGUUUACAAAGGUUUUUUUAGAGGAAACAUUGUUGCGAUUAAAAAGAUGAAAAGUUAUAAUUUUGCAGAUGGGGGAAAUCGACUUAAAGAAUUUGAAAAUGAAGUGCACAUGCUUGACAAAUUUAGAUGUGACUUUAUUGUUCACUUUUUCGGUGCUGUUUUUAUACCAACAAAAAUUUGUAUGGUCACCGAAUUAGCUGAAUUUGGGUCUCUUCAAGACUUAAUCAAUUUAACUUCAAAAAAUCCACGAAAAAAAUUUGGAAAAGCCGAGGACGAAGUCAGUGCAGCAAAGUACAAAAAGUUACUUAAAAUAUCCAAAAUACUCGAGUACAACUCUAAUUAUAGCAAAAUCAAAGUUGGUGUCCACAAACAAAUAGUUUCGAAUAAAAUUUCCCAAAACAAUCAACCCACACCAAGUCAACACAAAACGUCCAUUAUAAAUACACUCACCAAAACCACUGAAAUUGAGACAAAAAACGAAGUACCCAAUGUAUUAGAAUUAAAGCCACAAGAACAACCAAAUUGUUUAAAUCAAGAAUUACUAUUAUCAAAAGAUAAUAGUAAUAAUAUAGAAGAAGAAUGUCGAGUACAAACGUCCGUUAUGAAAAUAGAUCGGAAAACGAUAGUAAGUGGGUUUGGUAACAAUUUUGAGAAAUACCCUCCACUCACAAUAACUUUUCCAAUGAAAUUGCGGUUGAAAUUUCUUAUCGAUGCCGCAAAAGGAAUUGAAUAUUUGCACAAUAAUGGGAUUUUACACAGAGAUAUUAAGCCAGACAAUAUAUUAAUUGUGAAUUUGGAAGAUGGCAUUGAAGUCAAUGCAAAGUUGACAGACUUUGGGAGUUCAAGAAAUAUUAAUAUGCUGAUGACUAAUAUGACGUUUACUAAGGGUAUUGGGACACCCAUUUAUAUGGCUGGUGAACUAUUAAAAGGACAGAAGUAUAAAAAACCGGCAGAUGUUUAUUCAUUUGCAAUUACUAUGUUUGAGAUAUUUAUAUGGGGAGAGGCAUAUCCCGGAGAUCGAUUUAAGUACCCGUGGGAUAUCAUUGAUUUUGUAAAUAAAGGAAAUAGAAUUCAAAAACCGGGUGAUUUGAGUGAUGAACAGUUUCAUGUUGUACAGAGAGCAUGGGAAGACGAUCCAAAAGAAAGAGCUGAUGUUAAAGAAGUACUUGAAAAAUUGGAGGAUUUAUACGAAAAAUUCAAUUAA